AUGGUGAAUUCUGACGAUGAAAGAGCAGGAGAAGCAUAUCUGUUGGUACCAAAAUGUUCUAAAGUGCAACUGAAUGGCAAAGAAAAGGUAUCCUCCCCAACUCAGGAAGUGGAUGUGGACAUUGUCCAAAAGACCAUAGGAGUUUUUGGACGUUGGCACAUUUUUGUGUGCCUGAUCAUUUUUCUAGUCAAAUUCCCGGUAGCUUGGCACCAGCUGAGCAUAGUAUUCGUAGCAGCUCCAGUGGAUUUUUACUGUGUGAAUAAUUCGACAGAAAAAUGCUCUUCGAACUGUACAAAUUACGUUUACGAUAUGUCUGUAUUCAAGAGUACAAUAGCCACAGAAUGGGAUCUUGUUUGUGAUAAAACGUAUUUAGUAAACUUUGCUCAAACAGUCACUAUGCUAGGAAUUCUCUGCGGAAAUAUGGUUUUUGGAUACCUCUCAGAUAGAUUUGGUAGAAGAAACCCUCUGGUAUUGGCAGUGGUUAUUCAAGCAGCAUCUGGACUAGCUGCAGCUCUCUCACCAUGGUUUUCCCUGUUCUUGGUCAUGAGGUUCCUGGCAGCCCUGGCAACCGGUGGUACCAUGGUCACUAGUUUCGUACUCAUCAUGGAAAUAUUAGGUACCGAAUGGAGGACAGUGAUAGGCGUCCUGUACCAAAUCCCCUUCAAUCUGGGCCAUCUUCUCCUGCCCUUGAUCGGUUAUUACGUUCGAGAUUGGAGGUACUUCCAAGCGAUCAUCUCGGCCCCAUCUUUGGCCCUGAUCGUCUACUACUGGAUCCUCCCGGAGUCCCCCAGAUGGCAGUUGGCGACAGGAAACAAAGAGGGGGCUAUCGCCACUAUGAGGCGGGCAGCUAAAGCUAACCAGUUGCCUAUAGAUAAAAUCGAGCAAGACAUAACCCUCUAUCUGGAACACAAGGAGAGCAAAGCCUCGCCCCAAGCCAAAGGCAACAUCCUGGACCUGGUUCGAACGCCCACCAUCAGGAUGUAUACCAUCGCCAUCGGCUUCAACUGGCUGGUGUGUGGCUUGUGUUUCUUCGGGGUCUCGCAGUACAUCGGCCAACUGGGAGGCAACAUUUUCGUCAACGUCGCCAUUUCCGCGGUGAUCCAGGUGCCCAGCACGAUCUUCGCUUGUUACGCCACCAAGGCUUGGGGGAGGAAGAAGACUCUCAUCGUCGCUGAUGUUAUGUCCGGAGUGGCCAUUUUGUUGAUCGCCGCCGUACCAGCGCACACCCCCUGGGCGAAAACCCUCCUCUCCUCCAUCGGCAUGUUCGGCCUGGCGCUCUCCUUCCCCACCGUCUACAUCUACUCGGGCGAGCUCUUCCCCACCGUGCUGAGGAACAUCGGAGUGGGCGCGUCCUCGAUGUGCGCGCGCAUCGGCUCGAUGGUGGCGCCCUUUGUGGCCGCCCUCGGGGCGACCGAGCCGUGGAUCCCGCCCCUGGUGUUCGGGGCGGUGCCGCUGGUGGGGGCGGUGUUGUGUCUCAAGCUGCCCGAGACGCUGGACUGCAAGCUGCCGGACACUAUCGAGGAGGCGGAGAGGUAUAAUGUCAAGAGGAGUGAGGAGGGGGUUGUGGGUGAUGUGACCGAGAUGAGCUGA
This is a messenger RNA of Phaedon cochleariae (mustard beetle), 1590 nucleotides long. Lineage: Eukaryota; Metazoa; Arthropoda; Insecta; Coleoptera; Chrysomelidae. The record is from the annotation of a GenBank genome assembly.